AUGUCUAAUUGUGAAAUCAUCAAAUCUCUCGUAUCGGAAUGCCAACAAAACAACAAGGAAGAACCAACUAAGUGUGCAUGGGCUGUUAAAGCUUUGGAUUUGUGCACAAACAAGACAACAAUAGAACAUGAAUUGUCUGCUAUUGAAAAAAGUUUGGAAGAAGGACCAAGAGUACCACAAAAGAAGAUUUGUUGCUCUUGUCCCGAUAUCAAAAAGAUUAGAGAUAGUUGUUUAAUUACACACGGAGAAGAAAAUGUUGAAUGUAAAUAUUUAAUUAGUGCUUAUAGACUUUGUCUGAGGGAUCUCGGAUUUACUAGAGAGCAAGUUAAAUUGUAA
Naegleria gruberi is the source of this 336-nucleotide messenger RNA. RefSeq lists its product as uncharacterized. Gene Ontology annotation, cellular component: mitochondrial intermembrane space. The record is from RefSeq and is a predicted model, not a curated record. Lineage: Eukaryota; Heterolobosea; Eutetramitea; Acrasida; Naegleriidae. The coding region runs from base 1 to 336 and encodes 111 amino acids. Gene Ontology annotation, molecular function: copper chaperone activity; copper ion binding. The transcript has a single exon.